Rhipicephalus microplus (southern cattle tick) is the source of this 1831-nucleotide messenger RNA. RefSeq lists its product as uncharacterized. NCBI's taxonomy places the organism in Eukaryota, Metazoa, Arthropoda, Arachnida, Ixodida, Ixodidae. The record is from RefSeq and is a predicted model, not a curated record.
AUCUCCAUUGACAUCGGCGUCAGUGUUUACAUGUCGGUGUUUGUGAAGCGAUUUGAGUCUACGUUCGCGCGUGUUCCUUGAGCAUUUUCGCGGACAUGCGUGGCCACCAGCGCCCCGUCAAGACUGCCGUCGACUGUGUCUGACACGGCGAAGCAUCCUGUGAUCGUCGCUGGUGUACGACAGUGCGUCGUUUGACCGGCCGGGCGAUGUUCAGCGCAGAGGCGAUUAAGGAAGAGAUCGUGCAGACUACGGAGGCGCCGGAGAUGGCGGUAGCCGCCGAAAUCGAACCGCGAAAACUGAAAGCCAUCGUAGCCGUGCUCAGCAUAAUGGUGAAUGACUACGUGAGCAAACUGAGCACUCUUCUACAGCUGGUGCAUCGACAACGCAAGCUGCUCCACGCUCUGGCUGCGAUACGGCAAAAGAAAAGGGAGAAACCGAGGUCGUUGCCCCGCGUGCCGGUCAACUGCUGCCCGGCCGUGCGCAACCUCCUGCUGGACUACCUGCACAACGAGACGCUGGCCUUCGAGCGCCACUUUCGUAUCGGCCGUGGCACCUUCCGGCGCAUCUUGUCCGUCUUCGCGCGGCCUCGGGUGUCGGGCUGGGCGCGCGAGCUCGAGCUGCUCAUCUUCCUCCACUGGCUCGCCAUGGGGACGUCGUACCGCGCCAUCGUCAACACCUUUGGAAUACCGCGCUCAACGAUUCAUGGUGUGGUGUUCCGCUAUGUCAACAACUUUGCCAACCAGCUGAGCAUGCUGAUCCAGCCACCUCAGACCGAGGCGAAGUUACGCGUCGUGACCGAGGGUUUUUCGACGCUGUGCUCCAGCGAAAGCUUCGGCGCUGCCGCGGGAGUGAUUGACACUUGCCGCAUCACGACGGCGCUGGGCGAUACCUCCGUCCUUGUACAAGCACUGUGUGAUUCGCACGGCCACUUCCUGGACUUCUCGGUGGGAUACCCAGCAACCAUGGAUCCGGCCGACGUCUUUCAGGCCAGCCCGCUCUAUGAGAAGCCCAGCUAUCCACCGCAGGGAUACUUCCUGAUUGCUGGCGAGGGCUACCCAUGCCUCACGGAGCCGUUAACGGUGAUGCCACCGUUUCGCAAGCCACUCCAAAACGAAGCAGAAGCCAGCUUCAACGCUAUCUGCAACCGAGGCCUGGCAGUGCUUCACGACGCGCUGACCCAAUUGACUGGACGAUGGAGACUUGUGUUCGAGAGGCGUCUGUCAACAGUGAGACAGCGCACAGCAAAGGUAGUGGCAAUCUGUGCCAUGAUCCACAACCUGUGCGUGGACGAAGGUGACGUCUGGUAUGACGUGUCGGACGAGCCGUCUCUGAGUAUGGAGCCCGCGGGCGACUUUUCCUGGUGCGUGCCGGGCGACGAGGAGCUAGACGAUGAAGCGGGGCUCAUCGCACGAUCUAACCUAGCACAGACACUACUGUCUGAAAACACCCCAUGCCAGGUGCAGCUGGAGCACGACUACUGCGGACCCGAGGACGAGUCUCUUCCCGAGGAAGACGACGAGGCCGUCAUGGAGGUGUGCCUGGAAGAUAACGUCGCGGACGAGCAGGAACCCGUCGAGGUGUACAUCGAGCAGUCACCAGAAGAAGGCGCAGAGGGCGUCAUGAAUGAGGAUUACCAAGUCGCCGCCGAAAUGACCCUAUGACUAUUAAAGACUCGCAAAUUGUACAGACAAAAAAAAAACUGUGUGAGUUGUCUCUCGUUUGUCACCUUCUUGCAGUCCCAUGACAUGAGCACUGGUCCUGCAUAAAGGAGCAUUCUAAGACACACAGUUUAGUGGUGGAAUUAUCGAAUAAAUUACUGCGCAAAUGAGCA